This is a messenger RNA of Aphanomyces invadans, 1999 nucleotides long. RefSeq lists its product as hypothetical. Gene Ontology annotation, molecular function: phosphatase activity. Lineage: Eukaryota; Oomycota; Saprolegniomycetes; Saprolegniales; Verrucalvaceae. The coding region runs from base 8 to 886 and encodes 292 amino acids. Gene Ontology annotation, cellular component: cytoplasm. The record is from RefSeq and is a predicted model, not a curated record. The transcript has a single exon.
CUUUGUGAUGGUGGUGGCAGAAGGUAUGUCGACGGCACGCGUCGCCGACGCGGUGGGAGCACGUGACACCGCCCUUCAAGGAGGCUUCCAUAUCGCGCAAGGCCACUUCACGUACCACUCCACUCCCGACGCAGACAACAGCAUCUUUGAACACUUCCACCGGUCUGCUGAAUCCUGGGCACUGUUUACGAAGGCGAUUGAAAGCUCCACACCACCUGUCAAGGUGAUUUACUUCAUUCGACACGCCGAAGGCGAACACAAUGCGGCAAAGGUUCGAUAUGGAGCCGACGUGUGGUUUCGAGACAUUGCCUGCACAGAUACGUACUUGGAUGCCUUACUUACAGCCAAAGGUGAAGCUGCAGCCGUCGUGACCGCCGGUCGCGUCGAAGCCGAGAUCGACCGUGGCAUGCCGCUGCAAAAGAUCAUCGUUUCUCCCAUGCGGCGGACACUGCAGACCGCGACAUCGAUUUUCCGGCGACAAAUCGGUCACGUCCCGUUCGUGGCGAUGGAAUUGUGUCGGGAAACCAUCGGCAUGCACACGUGCGACAAACGGAGCCCGAUCUCAUUGCUGGCACCACUGUUUCCAUCCGUCGACUUUUCACACAUUCAAGACGAUGCUGACAAACUGUGGCGAUCGGACACGCGGGAAUCUCUUGACGAUAUCCAAGCACGCGCCGUGGCCUUCCUUCGUCAGUUGCAUGCAGACGUCCCCGACACUUUCAUCGCGGUGGUGUCGCACGUCGGCUUUAUCACGGCAUGUCUUAGGGUACUUCACAUGCCUGAAUACCGCGUGGGCAACUGCGAACUCGUGCCCGUCGUUCUGGAUGUGCAUGGCAACCACAGCACCUCUCCAGAAGUCGUCCCUUACGACGUAACCAUCUCCUAGCACAGCACGACCUCCACCGAGUUGGACACUGCAGGAUAAUGCAGCAAUGGCCAUUUGAGGGAAUAAGUAAAUGAUUGGACGGCAGUCUUAAGAAAGUCCAGUGUUGAAUUGCCGAAAUGCGCACUUGAAGCAUUUGACCCAGUGCGCGAUGACCACUACGGCAACAGCCAGAAGCAAUGGAGACGCACCGAGCAGAUCGUCGUCGACGGUGGUGAGGCUGGCGGAUGACGGGUUGGUUUGCGGCAGUGACGAGUUCAUGACUACAACUACGGGCACGACCUCGCAGUUGAUCGGUUUGUAGCUUGGCAUGCCGAGAACUCCCAUGCACGCCCGAAUGAAGCCUCCAUGGGACACCACCGCCAAGUAUGUGUCAGGCACUGUGUGAAAAACGUCUUCGAGGAACUCGUGGCAUCGCGUGUGGAUUUCCUCUGAGGUCUCGCGGUGAUGUGGGUGCCACAAGUCGUCGUGGGGUGACUCGAUGAGACUCCAGUCAACGUGAGGAAAGUCUCGGAUAAGUUCCGUCGUCGGCCGUCGUUUGUCGCAAGUGUGGACUCCGAGCGUCUCCCGCGCCGAUUCGAUGGCUAGGACAGGCAAUUGUGUUCUUGGCGACUUGAUCGAUGUUGACGAGGUGAGAUUAAAGUAGAGGUUGGCUGUUUGGACAGUCCGGGUCAGCGGCGACACGAGGAUGCGAUCGAGGGGCAUCCCCGCGUCGAGUUCCAUGCGCAUAUACACGGAUCGUCUAGAUGCAUCUCUGACACCAGCUUCAUUCAACUCCGCGUCCAAGUAGGCGUCAUCCUUGGAAACUGAAGCAUCCCAUAUCGGCGUGCCGUGGUGUUUUUCUGCUGCAUUAUGAUGGCCUUCAGCAUGUCGGAUGAAAUAGAGCACUUUAACAUCGUAGGCUUCGACGGCGAGGGAAGAUAUGCUCUGCAUAAACGUCUGCCAAUUCGUGGGGAUGCGAUGGUACCGCUCAAAUAAGUGUGGCGUUUGGCUUCGCAGCAGGUCUUCCGUGUGUGUUGCUUCAUAUGCAAAGAACCCAUCCACGCUGCGGAAGUACAUGUUUGGCGGCGGCGGGGCCCCCGCCGCCGCCGUGGCAUUCUCGGUUGCAGGCAUGGC